AUGUACCGGGUAAUGGCCAUGGCUGCUGGAGUUGCAGUGUCAGCACUCUACCACUUCGACCACACAAAAGCUUGCAACAACCUCCUGGAGCGGGAAACAACAGCAAGUCUAUGGGAGCUGAGUCGUGCGGUAAACUGGGCCACUGAUUUUACAACGGAUGACUGGACGCAGCUGGGUCGGAAAUGCGACGAGCGCUCAACUCACGAAAUGAUGGUCAUAGAGCACAUGAGUGAGACUGCAGCUGGAGCCGUGGCCAUUUGCUUACCUUCAGCCUGCCAGCAUUCAGCCCUGCCAGAUGCUAUUACAUCACUGGUGCAGCAGCACUUUUCUUGGCUUUUCCCCAGUCCUGCUCCACUGUCGAAGCAGGAUGUUCGAAGAAGCCUUCUUGCUGUGCCAGGAAUUCAGGGGGAUCACCGGUGUCAUGCCAGCUGUCCGACGUGUGCCGAGACGCCUGGUUUAGAGUCGCAGUCCUGCGCACGCCUACUAGCAGACUACAGACUCCGACGUGGGACCCGUCCAUGGCCGAGGCUUGGCAACGAAGGUGAUCCGCGGUUUCGUUGCGGCCUUCUUCCUCGGGUGAUCCGCGGUGUUCCUACGAUGAAAGGCCACAGUGAGGCUUGUCGGUCAAGGCGCCUCGCUCGUCCCCCUGCCAGAGCUAGGCUUGCACUUGCGCCCAGAUGGGUCUCAGAGCUUGCAAAAGCUGCAGACAAGCCAACCCUUUUCGUGGCAGUGUUAUGUCGGCCACAGGAUGUGGUUUUGCGAAGCUCGGUGCGAACGGGCUGGGCUUCAGGAGGUGAUAGCGACAGAAGCCCUUGGCGUUAUGGCUUUGUGAUGGGUUGGUCGGGGCUCAGUGGUGCGGAGCAAGAGCAUCUCGUGCAUGAGGCAGACAGCUUUGGCGACAUCAUUGCAAUCGAUGUAGUUGAUGCCUAUACCAAUCUGACACUGAAAGUGUGUCAUUUGCUUCAUUUAGCCGUGCAGAUUCAAUCAGAAUAUUUUCUACGGCUCAAUGGCAACGAGCGUUUGCAAGUUGGGCGUUUAAUGGAGUUGCUUCGCAAAGACCUGCAACUUGAAAAGUUGCAUCCCAAUGGCUUUGUCUGGGGCCAGCGAGGUUGCAUGCUUCCGCAUGUCUUUGAAGAGCUUUCCUGCGGGACGACAUCGCUGAAAGACUGGCCACUUCUGGUUGAUGGACUUCUCCUUCCGUAUCCACAGGCUUCAUGGCUGGCAAGCAGGAAGGCCUACGAGAACAUGGCAGCUGUACUUCAGACUUUGGUCGGCUCCCGCUUGCUUUUGCAUUGGGUCGAGGAUGCUUUCAUGGGCAUGCUGGCAACAGCUGCAGAUGUACCGAUCCUGGAUAUAGCUAUUGAUGGACGCUUUCUUUUUUUGGGCGUGAACUGUAGCCAGGGCUACGUGCUGUUGGAGGAACUGCCCCACCAGCUGGCGAUGCAACGGAAAGGCUGCUAUUAA
This is a messenger RNA of Symbiodinium necroappetens, 1464 nucleotides long. NCBI's taxonomy places the organism in Eukaryota, Dinophyceae, Suessiales, Symbiodiniaceae. The record is from the annotation of a GenBank genome assembly.